Cololabis saira (Pacific saury) is the source of this 3833-nucleotide messenger RNA. It is a transcript of the gene arih1, whose product is annotated as ariadne ubiquitin-conjugating enzyme E2 binding protein homolog 1 (Drosophila). Gene Ontology annotation, cellular component: cytoplasm; ubiquitin ligase complex; nucleus. Bases 210 to 1796 code for a protein of 528 amino acids. The transcript is spliced from 14 exons. NCBI's taxonomy places the organism in Eukaryota, Metazoa, Chordata, Actinopteri, Beloniformes, Belonidae. The record is from RefSeq and is a predicted model, not a curated record. Gene Ontology annotation, biological process: ubiquitin-dependent protein catabolic process; positive regulation of proteasomal ubiquitin-dependent protein catabolic process; protein polyubiquitination. Gene Ontology annotation, molecular function: ubiquitin conjugating enzyme binding; ubiquitin protein ligase activity; zinc ion binding.
CGUCAGCCGCUGACGCCGCGUCCCUUUGUUGGCUCAGCAGCGGCGACGUUUUGUUGUUAUUUUCGCCGCAGCUGAAAAACAGUCGCGGAUAAUUUGGGCUGGUUUUUUUUUUCCUCCUCCGUGUCGUUUCAACAUUCAACAUCUCACACUUUUACCACAUCUAGUACGACUCGAGCUUGGUAGCCAAAAAAACAACCCUUUCUUUAGGAAUGGACUCAGACGAGGGUUAUAACUACGAGUACGAUGACGAGGAUGAAUGCAGCGAGGACAGCAACGAAGAGGAGCCCGACGACGACACCCUGGAGCUGGGGGACGUGGAGCUGGUCGACCCCGUGGUGGCCGGCGGGGAGCGGGACGAGGGCGGCGAGACCGGGGUGGGGGGCCACGGCCCCGGCGAGGAGGAGGAGGAGGACUACCGCUUCGAGGUGCUGACCGCCGAGCAGAUCCUCCAGCAUAUGGUGGAGUGCAUCAGGGAGGUCAACGAGGUCAUCCAGAAUCCUGCAACAAUAACACGCAUUCUUCUCAGUCACUUCAACUGGGACAAAGAAAAGCUUAUGGAAAGAUAUUUUGAUGGUAAUCUGGACAAGCUUUUUUCUGAGUGUCAUGUCAUCAACCCAAGCAAGAAGCCACGGAUCCGUCCUCCAAUCAACACUAGAUCCUCAGCACAGGACAUGCCAUGCCAGAUCUGCUAUCUGAAUUUCCCCAACUCAUACUUUACAGGCCUGGAGUGUGGACACAAAUUCUGCAUGCAGUGCUGGGGAGAUUAUUUGACUACUAAAAUCAUAGAGGAAGGAAUGGGACAGACCAUUUCUUGUCCUGCUCAUAGUUGUGACAUUUUGGUUGAUGACAACACAGUCAUGCGCCUCAUAACAGAUUCUAAAGUGAAGUUGAAGUACCAGCAUUUAAUUACAAAUAGUUUUGUAGAGUGCAACCGACUAUUAAAAUGGUGCCCUGCUCCAGACUGCCAUCAUGUCGUCAAAGUGCAGUACCCAGACGCCAAGCCAGUGAGGUGCAAGUGUGGCCGUCAAUUCUGCUUCAACUGUGGAGAGAAUUGGCACGACCCUGUGAAGUGUAAGUGGCUGAGAAAAUGGAUCAAGAAAUGUGAUGAUGAUAGUGAAACAUCAAACUGGAUUGCAGCAAAUACCAAGGAGUGUCCUAAAUGUCACGUGACCAUUGAGAAAGAUGGUGGUUGCAAUCACAUGGUUUGUCGGAACCAGAACUGCAAAGCUGAGUUCUGCUGGGUUUGUCUGGGACCAUGGGAACCUCAUGGCUCAGCCUGGUACAACUGCAAUCGCUACAAUGAGGAUGAUGCCAAGGCAGCCAGAGAUGCUCAAGAGCGCUCCAGGGCCGCCUUGCAGAGGUACCUGUUCUACUGCAACCGCUACAUGAACCACAUGCAGAGUCUGCGCUUUGAGCACAAGCUCUAUGCUCAGGUGAAGCAGAAGAUGGAAGAGAUGCAGCAGCACAACAUGUCCUGGAUUGAGGUGCAGUUUCUGAAGAAGGCUGUGGAUGUGCUGUGCCAGUGCCGCUCCACGCUCAUGUUUACUUACGUCUUUGCCUUCUACCUCAAGAAGAACAACCAGUCCAUUAUCUUUGAGAACAACCAGGCAGACCUAGAAAAUGCCACUGAGGUCCUGUCCGGCUACCUAGAGCGAGACAUCUCCCAGGAUUCCUUGCAGGACAUCAAGCAGAAAGUGCAAGAUAAGUACAGAUACUGUGAGAGCAGGCGAAGAGUGCUGCUACAGCAUGUGCAUGAAGGCUAUGAGAAGGACCUGUGGGAAUACAUUGAGGAUUGAGGCCACGUCCCAGUACAACGGACUAUUGAGUAUCAUGACAAACUAGAGCGCUGAUGCAAUUAAACAGGGCAGCACGGGCCUUCUGCCGCCUAUCCUUUGGCAAACCAACCACUUUGGCAUCAUUUUUUUUCCUGAAUUUGUUUUACAAAAAUCUUCAAAAUAAAUUAUAUUUAAAAUGUAGAGUAAUAAAAAGAAAAUGUACUACAGUAUUGUUAGAAACAGAGUGGAGUCCUGAGAAAGCAGAAAAAUUCAUCUUAAAAGAAUGCAUCCUUUGGCCUGUAUUGUUAUCAAUCCCUAAACUAUCCUUUCUCUUUUUUUUUUUUUAUCUUUCGGGGAGGGUGGAUUUUAAUUUUUUGGGUUUUUUUUUUUAAUAAUUUUUUUCUGACUUGAUUUUUGAACUAAGUUUCCCAUUUGUGUGAAAAUGUUUUCAACAAAGCUUUAAUUGUCCUGGCCAUGUCUGCAGUAUGUGGUGAGGUCCCACCCUGGAUGGCUGAAUAUUGAUGUGCUGAUUGCAAAGGGGCAAAGACAUUUCAUAGGGAAAAGAAGGAAAAAUAUAUAGAACAAAAUGGCAAGUCUGCAUUUUUCAAUUUGUAAAUAGUCCAUAUGCAUGGAAGUUAACGAGCAAGAGUGGCACGUGUUUGCAUAAUUUUGAAGUAUUUAUUCUUUACAAAUAUUGGAAAAGGUCUACUUUUGCCAUGUAGGUUGAGUCUGAUUAGUCCUUCCAUAAACUGAGUUUGGUAUAUUUGGCAAUAAGACAUUUGUCCUAUCAUCUUCAGUUUCUUUAAGAUCAGUGCACAAGUUACGCCUUAUCAGUAACUUUCAGUGGGGGACUCAAACUCGUCAAGUGAUCAGAUGGAAGACUUGGUGAAAGUACACAGUUGGGGUAGGAGACUUUUACACGUCAAAGUGAAGUAAAAUGCACCGGCUCACGUCCCUCUAUGCUAAUCUUUUACCAUACCCUCUUUGUUGUUUUUAGAGGUGUUUAACAUUUAACAUUACUAAUUAUUUGCAGGAGCCAAACUGAGUGACAUUCACUCUUCUUUUUUUUUUGUUUCCUUUUUUUUUUCUUUUCUCUCUUUCCUGGCAUGACUUGAGGAAGCCCUCUCAAGGCUCAGCUUGCACCUUUGGGAUUGAAUGAGAAUAGUAGAAUGUACUGACAGCACAGCUUUGUAGUGCUGCUAGUUGGGAUCGAUCAUCGUCACGCAGGGUCAUGCAUUUGUAGCACUCUUGCAGGGAACAUCUGGAUAGCAUAAGGCUGAGAGAGGCUGCGGCUCUUUGAAGAGAUCUCUUGCCCUGGAGUGAGACUGCACAGCUCGACUUGUGAUCCUAAAGCAGAUUGGUAGUACAGGGCAAACUUCUUAAAGCUGAAGGGAUUUUUUUGUAAAGUUGUUAUGCUUUUGCAUAAAUGUUAUGCAAAAAGAAAAAAGAAAAAAAAAAAUAUUUUUCAUACAUGGGUUGAGGUUCAAAAAUGUUAUUGCCCGAGCAGGUUUUGCAUCGUUUUGUGUGGUGGUCGCUCUAGUUGUCAAGCUCUCUGCUUGUAAAUGCUUGUUCAUGUCUCUACAAUGUGGCAGUCUUUUCAAAAUGGACUGGAGGGACAUGAUUAUUACAGGCACCGGAGCAAGUCAAAAGAUGACUCCAAAGUGUCAUUCAUUAAAACUCAUCCAUUGCCCUAGUUUCAGAUCUUUGGGGAAUUCUCCCAAAUGCUUAUGUGUUCCAACUUAUUAUUUUAUCCUAGCAAAUUAUAUAAACUGUAUUGUUUAUUUGAAUAAAUGUCAUGAGAAAUCUCAUUUUUGGGAGUAUUGUGUGAGUCAUUAGAGUAGGUUUGGUCUCAAGCGCAUUAAUUAGCCAAAUAUCCAUGGUGCAUCCUUGCGCUGUGUGAGCUAUGCGACAUAGUACACUACAGGCGUUGACAGGACUGUCUUCCAGAAGUGUGAAUUUAAUCCAGAAACCUAAUUUUGAUUUGAGAAGAAAAAGUUAGCUUUCUUGCACCAAGUUUACUUCCAGAUUGUACAAUAAAGAUCAGUUUUUUUUUUUCUU